AUGAAUAUCGAGCCUUCCCGGCAGUUUGGAGUCGACGAACAUGUAGGAAUUUUUGCCAUCUGCAAAAGAGUUCUAUUCGAACGCGGUAGGUAACUUAUGAUUUUAUAUUUCAUCGUUGGAGGGCUUUAGACUGCUAUAUUUUUUUUAAUGAAAAGGAAGGGGUGUACUUUGACAAAACCCAGGAAGCAUUUGGGAAGGAAAUGAGAAAUAUGCUGACAAUAUGAGAAGCGUGUUCCUCUACCACAGGAAUCUUUUCAAAAGAAGCUGGAAGAAAUGGCGAUAAAAUCCCGCUUCAAAACGUAUUUAGAAACAAUCAAUUUAAAUGUCACAGCGUUUAAUGUCACAGGCAUCCGUCAGUUGGUGAAAAAUAUUAAACUGGUGAUUAAAAGCCUCCAUCAGAAUUGCUCAUGUUACUUAAACAACUGGACGGGGAGUUGAAAUAAGUCAGAGAUGAAAUCAUCUUGCUUGAUUUCUUGUUUCGAUAAUGGUGUUGCGAGACAGCUAACAGAUACAAACCAGACUUUGAGCUUGAUUCUUUACCACACAAGUGCAUCGAGUGUAAUCAUGAUUAGUCUCAUCACAACUGCUGAAAUCUAAAUCAAGGAAUAGCAUUGAAUGAUAAAGAGGCUUUGCGUUUUUCCUGAACCGUUUUAUCUGGUUAAGCCUUACGUUUAAUUCCCGAAAUAAGAUUGGCAAAAGGCCUGCCGUACCUCCGCCACAGGAAAUUCUUCGAUCUUUAUUUGGGUCUCUUGCAACAAUCCAGUUUGAAGAAUCGUUCUAUCUUUAGCGCAGUUUAAUAUCGGAGAAAAAAUCGAUUCCAGUGACUCUUAAGCUAAAUGUUUGAUGUUGUUAACAUAAAUCACAUUCAUUCAUGUCUGUGAUAUCGGGCCAGAAUACAUAUUGAAAUUAAAAAUAGACUUUCAAGAUUGAACAGAACGUGACCUCAAUCAAUCGCACCAGUUCUUAAGGGCUUUUAGAUGAACUUUCACUAUCUGACUAUUAAUAUAAAAGAAACGUUAGCUCUACACAGUUACAAAUAUCUUGCCUUAACUAACAAGUAUCGAAAUCAUGUCCUCUUCGUAAACACUGCUCUUAUCUUCAAGGAAAACCAACAAAAGGUUAACCUAACAAAAACUCGAGAACAAAAAGGGAUAAAUCUAGGUCGAACAAAUGACACAAGAAAAUUUCCAUAACAAUGAGCUUUAGCAAACCAAGAGCACUUGUAAAACCGGCAACGCGUUAAACCAAAAGAUAUUGAACACAGUAUAUCUUACAAAGAACCAAACUUCAAAACUCAAAAUCUUCGAGGCUAAAAUAAGAUUUUCUGGAUUUACUUUCGUUUACCAAUGUUUUCGAAAUAUUUUCUUUAGGGGCAAACUUUUACGCAGGCAAAUUAUGGCCUUCUUGCAAGCCGGAUUCACCUUAUCUAUAAUAAGUAAUUUUCGAUAAUUUACUUGUCCUUAAUAUUCAUCAUCUCGAAACGGAAGGUUGAAAAUUGGCAAAUUGAAAACGAUCCACUGUGGGUAACGGAGCGAGAACUUUCUAUCAAAAGCUUUCCUUAAGAGUUUUUUGUGAUUUAAUUAUUUGAGCCUAGCUAGGCGCACUUGAAAUUGAGCCUCUCUGCAUUCUAAACGGCUCUCAAAGAAGGAUUACUUUAUGACCAAAACGGUCACGAAACGAUAAUUUAAUUUGAGCAUAAAUGCCUUAUUUUUAAGCCGAUUCACCUUGCUCAAGCCAAACAUAAGAAUCUCUUGAACUCUGAAAGGCGAAUUACUAGAAUGAACAGAAGAAGUUUUCUUUCUGUCAUAGAAAAAGGAGCGUUGUAGAACUUAAGUUUGCGAUCUCUAGAAGAGAGGUAGCUAUAAAAUUCCUUGAAAUUAUGGUAGAUAAAUUUGGAAACACGAUUUAGCCAUUAAAUCUUAAGUUAUAGUUACAUUCGCUACAGAACUAUCGAAACAGCCCACACUGUACCCUCAACAGUUGUGGCGUGAUCGAGGGAUAAAUUUGUCUAGAAGCAAAUCUGAAUGGGUUAGAAUAAUACUUAUACAGCAGAAGAGUCAAGUUUUCUUCCAUUAGAAAAGUUCUCCCGUGAAAGUAGCAACUUGUAGAACAAAGUUUAGUCAAAAUGAGUUGUCGCUUCGUGAUCGGUUUUUCUUGUAGUGAAUAAACAAAGAAAUGGACGCGUGCUCACGUUACCCGAGAAGAAUAAAUGUUUCUUAAACUAAAGGAUCUUUUAUCUUGAAAAUUUGCUUAAAUUUUAGGGGCGAAUGACCCGGAACACUCUAUAUGCUUUUGUGCCUUUGUUCAAAGGCUAAAACAGUUAAUAUUUGAUAAACGUGCUGCAUUUGAUCUCACGAAUGUUUUUAGGACGGUACAUUACGCCUCAAACACCCAGCAGGAUGGAUCUUCUACGAAAUGCCUCAGAUGGACACGAGCUCGUCCAAAGCAUUUUAUAAACUGGUCUGUCAAAGUCACGUCCAUUUUCUGAAGUAGCCGUGUGAAAUAACAUUUUGGCUCUAAUGGAAAAAUUCUUUGGAGGUCUGAGUGGCGACAGAGAGUCGCUUGUCGGUGUCUUUGAUUUCUCAACACUGAGAUCGACACUUCAACUGCUGCUGAGCAAAACGUUAGGCCAAGGUUCUGCACCCACCCUGGCGUUUAUUUACCCAGCGCGAGUACUCUACCCCAAAACCAAAUUCUCAGCAAUUUGCUACAAAUGUAGCGGAGACUGGACAAAAUUUUCUCCGAUUGAGAUAAAAAGGAUGGUGGUUUGCAGCCGGAAAUGCCAUUGAACUGUCGAUAUGAGUAGCCACGUUCCUCUCGAAUGCCCGCCUGAACUAAACCUCACGUCACUUCAUGAGCCUCGCUCUAACUUAUCAAUCACUCUAUCUAAAAUCGAUAAUUGCAUAAUUAUCACGUUUUGGAUCUACCUUCGAUACUGACUGAUGUGAAUAUGUACCUACCAUAGAUUGUAUCGACUCUCUAACUUUUGGAAGGAACGGUUGGAAAACAAACGCUGAAACAUUCACGACGCAUGUUAAAGUUUAGUUGUUGUCGUUUACUCUUCCUUGAAUCGCUUCGCACCUUUUAAUACCAUCACCACAUGGUGUAAAAUGCACUUGUGUGCAGCCCAGAAUUUAUUUCCCACUGAUGCUCUAAAUAAUUCAUUUUAUGUCGUCUGUUCUGAUUUCCCACCCUUUUCGUGAAAAAACUCAAUAAUCCGGCGAUUCAAUGGUAACGACUGUUUAUUCAAAGGAAGCCUUGGAUAAAUAUUUCUCGAUAUUUGAACAAACCUUCACUGAUAGGAUUGUUAGAAGUGUGAACAUUUCCCACCCCCUUCAUUGGCGAAAAGUUACGAAAGAAAAACUUUGGCACGUUCUUUGAUACUAGUAUUCAUCUCGUUCUUAGAAAUCUGUUCAAGCAUUAAUUUUUUAUGAUAGUGACCAUUCGGCCUCAAUUUACUUUUAAUUGAAUCUUCGUAAACGCAUUUUGGGUAUUUUUUAUGAAGAUGGAACAUUCACUGUCACUUCGGUGCUCGUCUUUGGUCAAUUUCUUGUUACAGUGUACUUGUAUAAUGGCUUUGCGACGGAAGGAAGGCCGCGUAUCAAUAGCAAAACAUAAUAGCGGUCCAUAACAACAACCUAAGUAACUUGUAGCAAGCGGUAACAGAUAAUUGCUCAAUCGAAACACAGAAACACCCCGGUUCUAAGUUUAGUACAACGAGUCCAAUAUCGGAAGGCACUAAUGUCCUUGGUUCUCAACAGACUUGCGAAAGCCUCAAGCAAUUAGCCAAGCGGUUUUGCCAAUAUGACAGUGUAGCAUCUGCGGCCAGAACCGAGGGCAAAAAAGCUGCCUAAUGAAAAAUAGAAGUAAUUUUAUAAUGGAACAGCUUUUGUCCCGCGCGUGCUAAUCUGUGCAUAAGUGAUGAACCAAGCCAUCAGAUUCUCACACACUUCUAAUGGUUUGAUAAUAGGCUUUUUCUUAGUUUUGUAUUGUACCAGCUGCCUCUGUCUCUCGGAAAUUUAGCACUUGAAUAUAAUAUAUUUUCUUCUCGCUGACAUAACGUCGCACUGAAAACGUUGUAGUGGAAGAUUCGCAGCUUUCACAUGGCACUACAAACUACAUAAGCUCGCUAUCUUUUCGAGUUUGCAAAAUCAACUGAAGAACGGAACUGCGAUAUUGGAUUAUCGACAGUACUUAGCGAUAAGGAGGGCGCGUUUUAUUAAUAUACUGCGAGAGUGAUGUGUAGGUAUUUACUCGAAAUCAGUUUGUUAUUUUCGCUGAGCGAAGCUUGCAGUCUUAUCGAGAUAAACUCAUCAACCUCCCGGUGCGAUCGUGCAGAUACAGCAAUUUUCAUUGAUCUGUAUGAUUAAACGGAGUCAAAAUCUAUCUUUUGGCACAACAGGGAGCUUGUUCUACUAAAUUAGCCUAUACACAGAGUGACUGAGAGAGUUACUACAGCCGCGCUCCAGAGACCUCUUGCACCUUCAAGUUUAAGAAAUCGCUCAACUGAAGCAAACCACCAAAAAAAUACAGAUCUCCAACAAACUAACGAACGACGAACAAAGGUAAUCGGAUUACCUUAACGCAAGUAAAAACAAAAGCUACUCACCUCGCUGGUGAUUUAUUUGUUCAACGAGCUCCGUCGCUACACUGACUUUUUCAGCUCAGAAAGGUACACUUUGAAAGUCCGGGCUAGAGUUACAUUCUAUUUAUAUGACUUCUGCGCUUGGGCGCCAAUUGGGCGCCAAGUGAACCGGUCUAAUUCACUGCUUUGUCUAUCGUACACAUGCUUUGCAACGCCGACUUCUAAGCACGCAAGAUGUAGCUGAAAUCUCCACAAAAUCUCCCGACUUCUUCCCCGUAUUACCUGCGAAUAAUCCGAAGCAGUGAUGCGAGUUUACUCCGAUACCUCACAAGUCGAAUCGACUACUCAAGUGUGACGUACUUUGCACGAAUCCGUUGCCGCGCGAAGCGCUGGCGCCGAGAUUGUGUAUUACGCUGUAAACGGUUUGAUUGAAUCCAUUCGUUAGGCAAGGAACUUCGAAACGCCGCAAGAUGGCUUCUUGAAAGCGCGGGCUUUCAUAUUCACCAGCUCUGUGCAAAAUCGGAGAGAACCGCAGCGAACGAAGUGAUAAAUUUCACACUUGAAUCGCAGUUAACGUUACCUGUCCCGGAAUGCCCCGAUUACCAACGGAAAUCAAAAUUGUUCCCGUUGACAUUCCCUGAGGGUGGGUAAGUGAGACAUGCAACUAGAGGAAACCCAAAAUUUAGCGUCAAAUACCAAAAAAACCUGAGGCCCAUUAAUUUUGGUUUAACCAAGAGUUGACAGACUUCAGUUUUUUGGAUAUUGAUCCGGUGAACGACCUGUGAUGUAAGCAUUAAAUAUUUCUGUUCAAAUCGAUCUCUUAAUACGUUACUAUUCAAUAGGGCAUUUUUCGUUAGUUCACCUGAAAAAACAGAAAACAAGAUCUUGUUUUUUUUUAAACCAUCAUCUACAUACCAAAACACAUCCAAUGUGGCCCAAAUUUGAUUGAAAAAUGCUGUUGAAAUUUAAUUACAAGACACAAGAACUCUGUUUUUAGUAAUAAUUGAGAGCUAAACCCGCAAACAAGACGUUUUUAAACAAGGAAGACGACUAAAACGCAAAAAUCGUUUGCCAGUCCCACAAUUUUUCAACACAACUUGUGAUUUAUUUGCUUAGAUCUUCCCAACCAUUAAUGGAAGUAAGUCAAACUCAAACAGAGGUUUUGGUAAGUGACAUUUUUUGACCAGAAUAAAAUGAUGGCAUUACUAAUUAUAAAUGCAUUGUCACUUUUUGAGCAAAUCCUUCUGUCCAUCUGGCUCUGCAAGAGCCACAAAUCCUGUUUAGGUAUACAAAUUCGCCCACCUACGGUAACUAAAUAAAAAAAUGCCUCCAUAAAACUGAGAACAAUGACAAAUUAAUGAGCCUUUACGGAGUUUGUAAACACUGUAUUCUGACACAUACACACAAAAUAAAUCUACAAAGACCAUACUUUAGACAUCUGGAUGGCCAAACUACCAAAACGCCAUUACCCAGUGAGCAUUUAUUUUAAUUUCCUCGCCGGCUCUCUUCAUUUUCCACACAAACGUUGCGCUCGUAACGAGAUCCUUUCAUUUUGACAUUGAUAUGUUAUAUAUUAGGAAUUGUUUAAAUUUCUGCCUCUUCUCCCAAGACUGGUGACGCCUAAGGUUAUUUGGCGAAUUCAUACUUCAGCCUUGUUGUUACUUUACAUUCAGAAGGCGGGGUUUGUGUGCAACUGGAAAGUUCUAAUUGAAAUCCGCGUUCCUGUCAAAGGGCAUGUUUCCAGAUUUUUUCCUGAAGUUUGCAAAACUGUUACAUUUCAGAACAGGAACCUCAUCCUUACCAUUCGUCGUAUGAGAUGAUCGGUUAAAUCAGUGAUAUUUAUCUUUUCAGAGCUAGGAGAUCACUCUCUGUAAAGCGAAAUCGAGGUUAGCUUGACUCUUUGAGUUGCUCUUACUGACCCUUCUUAUUCACUCAGGACAGAUCCUUCAUCUGCUAUAUUUUGAAACAAAGACAAUCAAGCCAAGGCAAUAUAUUGCAGACUUUUAUCCUGCGAAACACGCAAACAGCCGUUCGAAAAAGUACAACUCCAAAAUAUUCUAAGCGACCCGAUGUAAUCAUUUUCACAUUGAUAACUCUUAGCUUAUAUAAAUUAUUAAAUCAUGAUAUCUUUGAGAGGUUUUCCCGGGAUGCAUAUUACACUGGAUAUAUUUUGCAUCACUGUAGAAGUCUGUAUACUGGACGUCGAUUGUCCUCGGAAAUGUUUCGCAACUCGCAACAGUAAACAUUUGUUGCCGCAUUUGCGGGAAGAUUAACAUAGGAAGGAUUUAAUGCUUGGCCACGCAUUUCCUUAAAGCCUUUUAAACCAUAUAAAAUGUAGUUUCCGCCCUAAAUACCCUGUCCUACCCAACUACCUCAAAACUCUUCAAGCGCCUAAAAAUUUCGUAUUUUGGAGUCAUUACUCUUAAAAUAACAAGCUUCAUCUUAUAAAGCACCUUAGCGGGUUUAUCUAAGAUUUCCGAGGCAGAUAUUAAGGCUUACGUUUCAUAACAGGAAUCUAGAAUCUCACCUCAGGAAAGAUUAGAAGCUUUUGUGAAUAAUUUGGUUUAUCUCAUUCAGAUGUGAAAGCCCGACUUCUCCGGGUAUACAGAAUUCAAGUGUUUGCGUUUAAGUUUAAUAGUGUGAGAGGUGUCAAAAAAUUUGAUUUGUGGAAAAAAAGCCGAAAGGUCAUUCAAACUGAAACGAAAAAUCCAAAACAAAGACCCUUGGUGCAAAUUUUUCUGACAAGGAACAUUUCAAAAUAAAAGAAAUCUUUCGAUCAAACGACUGAAAAGUUGAGAAAUUCACUCACCGUUUUCAGGAGAAGUCAAAAAAGAGCGAGAGAUCGAAAGAAUCAACUUGCGUCUGUGUUCUGAAAUUUUCCCCACAAUGACUCAGUAUUAAAAAAAAGGAGAUGCGAUUAACUGAGGAAAUUGAAACAUUCGUCGUAUAUUUAUAAAACAUAUCAACCACAUAAUAUAAUAGGACUGUUUUACUAUGCAUAGACUGAGAACCAAUCUCUUUCGCAUUACAUUCUGGCGCGAGCCACCAACCCACGUGACCACAUGAAAGCUUCGAGGGCAGAUGGGUUGCAUCAGGCGGGCUCGAAUUUGAAUCUGGCUUUUCUUUUCAAAGAAAAAUAAAGACUUGAUUUAAAAUUGAUGGAUUAAAAGAUUUCUCCAGUAAUUCAUUUCUACAUAUCGCGCCGCUAAAUGAAAUGGUUUUGCAGGGAUUAAUUUCUACGUUGAGUGCCAAUCGGAAUAGGGUUUGCGUGUCGGCAACAUUUUGCGUGCUCGAGCUACGAGUGGGUUUUUCAGCUCUUGCUGAGGUGCGUUCAGUGUCAGAUUUCAUAUUAAGCUAUGUACGACCUUUGUUAAGCGUACGCCCUUCUUAGCAACAAAUCUAUCCGUAUUUUAAAUUGUUCCCAAAAUAAUCCUGCGCUUAAAAAAUUCUUCUCGAUUUGUCAUUUUUUGUCACAUCUAUAAUUUGUCAUAAUAUAAUCCUUUUCCUGUUCAUCGUUCAAAAACGGCAGAAAAGUGUGACAUUUUAAAACUGGUGUUAGCUAACGGGGAUAUAAAGAUAUUUUCACCACUUUUUUAUCGACAGGAUUGCGAAUAACUCGGGCGAUAUUUCAGUGUUUUGCUUUCAACUCAAGUGCGUUGUAUGCGUGGCUAUUUAAUACAGGAUUUAUUCCUGCCCAAACCAAAUCCGCACUGAUGAUCUUGAAGUCAGCUACUCAGCGAACCUCUAAUUUCUUAAAUUCAAUAGGCUGAAUGUUCCUUAAUUCCUUUCAUUACACAGGAUCAGAGUCUUUAAAAAAUACAUAUCUUAAUGGACAAGAGGAAAACAGUAAACCAUAUCUAAUGAAGUCGAUAUGUUUGCUUGUUAUAAAUCUAUGAAUGUGAAAAAAAGUCAGACAAGUUUGAAGUUAAGGACGUGCCAACUAGAAUGUUUCAUCGAACUCCCAGGAAAUUCCAGUCUUGUACAACAAAUUAGUCAAAGUUAUGAACACAAGAGUUUUAAUUUCAUAAAAAUGGAUUAAAACUCCUCGUAAUAUCCUGUUUUAGCACUCCUACGAUCGACAUUAUGUCUCCUCUACCGAAGUUAGCUUAAACACAAAUUCCAAUCAUUGGGUUGGAAAUGUUCUUUGAAUUGUCCAAAACACUCCGUGUCAAGUCCAGCCUAUACUAAGGUGUAAACGCGGAGAAUUUAACUGAGAAGGCACGUUUUAAAAAGAACACAAGGCGACGACCAGGGGCUUGCAAAAAUGGAAGAACCAACUCUAGUGAGUUGACAGGCCUACUUAAAAAACCAACGGGGUAGCGCGUUUUUUGUCGAAUUUAAAUAACACUUUAAGAGGAUCAGCUAUGAUAUAUAAAACCUCGAAAUGUAAUCCGCUGCCUGGUUCAAUCUGAUCAAAGUAUAUAAAACAUGAAAAGGGUUAACAAGUGAGGUUUAAUUGAGAGAUAAAGACUGCUUUUACAUACAGGUUUGUCAAGGGCUUUUCUCUUACAUCACGAUAUGGACUGUCAGGUUUUCGAUCAAUAUUAUGCUCAUUUUAGAUAAAGUCUUGUUAUAGAGGAUGCCAUUUAUAUUUCACUGUUGUAGGAAAAAAUCGUAAAUAAUGGUUUUGCGUAAAUUUAACCUUAAGAAGUAAGAUACAAGUAAAUAUUAGGAUGAGUUUCUGAAAAACGAGAAGCCCUGAGUCAGCAGAAAUAUCUUUGGCUGGAAGACCUUGAAGUUCGAAAUGAUCAUGACUGUGGUCAAACAUGAAAAUUUUAACUGCCUGAUUAGACAUGUAGAUAUUUUGGUUUACAGUCCUAUAUCAGACAUAUCAUUUUCUUCUCUAAAAUCGUGUCUUCUUUAUCGAUAAGGCCCAUAAUGUUAAGCUCGUAAGAACGCCACAGACGCAAAUAAAAAUAUGUUCACGUUAAGAAAAUGUAAGAAUCGGCUCUCUUGGUGUAAUCUUGGUCUUUAGGUCGACAGAUUUAUGUUUCUCUAUCUGAAGUUUUAAUUUAAAAGUAACAUCUAUGAAAGUGAACGACCUGGCAACAUUUAUUUGAUCACGAUAAUUUUAACACUUAUGAGGAAAAGAAAAUAAUAUAAAGUUGAAAAAUCCCACCUUUUUACCACCCGUUCGUCAGUGGAAUUAAUUUCUGUUGUUUAAAUCAGGAGACGAUAAGAGAUAUUGAUGUCCAACUUGCUCUAGAAGUCUGGCUUCUGGUUUGAAGGGCAAAAGCGAUUUUGGUCAAGGGACGUUUUUCAUUUUUUUAUAAUCCAGUUGAACUUUUCAGUUAUGCUAAUAAUCACAUCAUAUCAGCACUCUUUCGGAUCAUCCUUAAUUUGUUUAUUUCAAAAUCGGGGCGCGGCGAUUUGAAUUUUCAAAUCCAGGAAUAUGACCACACUUAAAACCCACUUAGGAAGAAGCUUAGUUUUGGCGAUUUUUUCCUCAUAAAACGCAUUAAUUUCUAAUAAGGAAAAAAAAUGAGUUGAAUACAAAAGCAUUAGUGCAAAGAAUAGCCGGACAAAGUGUGGUGAUUUGAGUUGAAUACGAUUUUCAUUUUCAAUAUUGAUCAUUGCACAACGUUUUAGUCUGUCAACAGCAGAGGCGAUCCCAUUGUACCUCUGAUAAGGAUCAAGGUAUACAUAUUUCAUAGAGGAAACGCAUUUCAAAACGCUGCCAUGACUUAGAUUUCUCGAUGAGAUACGUUGUGUUUUGGCUUGUACGGCGCACUUUGCAUACAUAACACUACCGCUGCGUACCGAUUUCCGGAGUCACUAGUUCCAUAUGAGCUACAAUCGAGCUCCGCGUAUGAAAGCUCUUUGCUAUCUAUUGAUCUUUUAUCUGCUUUCCUUAAAGUUUUCAUCUCGAGAGGAGAUGAGCACUGAGAAAUCUAAUAUCGGGUUUGUUUCCUGUUUUCUUAACUUUUCCUCUUAAUCCGAUGUUGGGAACUAAACCAUUCAAGCGUUAUUCUUUGUUUGAAAAACUUAUUAAAGUCGAAACUUACUUUUUUGCAACUGGUCGAGUCGAAAAAUAUCUUAAUUUCCGACUAAAACGGCAUAUUUAAUAAUGAAAAAAAAAAUGAUAAUAACAAAAUAAUCACUUCCUUAAAAACGUUUUUAAAAAUAAAAAUGUCCUCGCUUGUCAACGGCAGCAAUCUUAUCAGUUUCACUCUAACUUUCGACAUUAAAAAUAUUGAAAGCAAACUUACGUCCGCUUCUUCUGAACCAAACUUUAAUCUUUCUUAUUUUUCCCAAAGCCAUUCAAAUUCAAGCUCGUAUUUUUUUCGUACAGAAAAAUACCAUUUAGAUAAAUUGCUUGUAAUGUUGAUUUACGUUAGUUUUCUGUAUUGGGAAAAAAAUCACCAUCACUGUUUACAUCUCUGCCGAACCCUUGAUCAGUGUGAUAUAUCUCACUUUAAGUGUCUUCACCGACACAUCUUCUCUCACAAUCUAUCGCCCAUUCAAAGAUAUCAUGAAUUAUAUCACUCUCUGAAAUGAUUCCUUUGAUCAAGAAAGCACUCAGUUUAAUUCGAAGUAUACAUACGUGAUAGCUUCUCUGCUUCGAAACCGGCUUCAAUGGGAUAUGCGUCACUAAAGUUACGUGGUAAGCCACGCAUGAGCGUCAAUGCACACACACGAACAUGAAACAUUAACGAAGCAUGUUGGCACUUUUCUCUUAUCAAAAUCACUUUUUUUCUACUUAACUUUCCAUCGACUUCGUUCUGGUCCGUCAAUAAUUUAAGCAAGAACAGGCUAAAUGUAAGACACCCGCAUGCCCUAACAGAAAUUUCAAACGAUUACAUCUAUUUAGGUCAGAAGGGGGCCAGCUUCUGGUGAAUCUCCCAUAGACGUCAAUUUAACCACCUUUUCCUCCUCAGUUCCAAUGCUUACAAAGCCCAAUAGCUCAUUUUUUCAAUUAUUGAAAAACAACGCCACAGCAAAGUAGUGUUUAAAAGCUAUUUUGGGAGCUAUUUUGGGAGUUGUUAGUAAAAAUUACAAAUUAACCGAAAGGUGGAGCAAAAUCAUAACAAAACUGAGCAAUUUUUAUAGAGCAAACCUUUUCACUGAAGAAGAAAAUGAAUUCCUGAAUCUGUUUGCAUAUCAUAUGGAAAAAGAAAAAAGCAUUAUGAACAAGAACUGCUGAAGAGGUUUCGUUUUAAUGGUCACUCUAUAGGACUUCAAAUCUACAAACUCAAAAGUUUGGACUACAAACAAAACCAUGUGAAAGUACUACUGAGGACGUUUCCCUUAUAAAUGGCCACAACAUCAGAUUCAUCCACAGACUUUAAAGUGAGAACUACAUACUAAAUAAAUAGUACGAUUUGAAAGUUUUGCUGAAGAGGUUCCAUUUGAAUAGUCACACCAUGGGCUUUCAUCCUCAGACUCAAAAGUAAGAAAUCCGCAGACAUCAAAUCGGAUCUUGUGAAAGUACUGCUGAAGAGGAUUUAUUUGAAUGGUGAUACUAUGGGACUUUUACUAAUCUACGAACUCAAAAGUGGGAACCAUAUACAAAGCAAAUAUUACCAGGUGAAAGCACUGCUACCUACGAACAAAGUACUACCAAGUACGAGCAAACCAGAUGGUACCAUGUGAAAGUACUGCUGAAGAGGUUUCAUUUGAAUGCUCAUACCAUAGGAUUUCAUCUACAGACUCAAAAGUUAAAACCACGAACAAACCAGAUGGAACCAUAUGAAAGUACUGCUGAAGAGGUUUCAAUUCAAUCGUCACACCAUACAGUUUUUUUUAUCCAGAAACGGAGAAGUUAUUAUCCAUUUAUAGUGGAUCGUCGGUAUAACGAACUCAAGGGCCAAGGCUGGUGGGGGGGUACUACAAGCAGAUUAGGAUUGGGGGCUUACUUUUUGCUGAGUAGGUGCUGCUGGCGUCUCAGAGCCCCUACCCCAUUAUAGUCUAUUCUGUGGCCAAUUAUAGUCACUCUUGGGCAAAUAUGUAAUUUUCGCAAUCCUAACUUAGUAACUUUCUAUUUAUGUAUCAACCCUAUAUUGAAUGAAGAACAAUUUACUUUUCGCCUACAAUACAAACAUUCUGGUACGUUUGCUAAACGUAAAUAUGAAGAACUGUCUUAUCCCAAAAAUCAGAAAAUGUGCGGUCCCAUUCAAGUAACUCUUUGA
Molecule: messenger RNA, 12714 nt
Organism: Porites lobata
Lineage: Eukaryota; Metazoa; Cnidaria; Anthozoa; Scleractinia; Poritidae
Source: the annotation of a GenBank genome assembly